AAUACAGAGUACAUGACAAAAGAAUUUGGAAGAAGGAAAGCGGCGAAGAAGAAGAAGAGAAAGUGAAGGAAGAAGAGGAGGAAAGAAGAUAAGCUGGUGUUUUCCGAUGAAAAGGGACGUCGGAAGAGAUGGGAGAAGGGAGAGAAAGGAAAGAGAGGAACGAUAAUAGGAGGAUAAGCAGAGUUACGCAAGGACUGCUGAUAUUUCUUUCACCAGCACCGUGAGUGAGGAAAAUAUCAGCAUCUCGUCACCGAUGUCCACAUCCCUUCGGCUCCUUUGCCUCUCGUUUUCAAGUGCCUCCUUUUUAGUUUCCUUCUUUAGCAGCAAUCUCCUCUCCCUUCUGCCUUAAAUAUGCACAUUUCUCUUAUUAUCUGCGCCACUUGCUCCAUCUUCUCGAGACAAAGUCUGCCACCCAAUUCCCAAAUUGCUCUUCUUCUCAAGAGCUAGCUAGCAUCUCCCUCUUGUUAGGAUCUUGAACCUCGUUUCACCUUCAUUCUUUAGAUUAGAGAGCAAGAUAAAACAUGGAUUUCGAAGGAGAAGAUAGCACGUUCGCUGUCACCAUUACCAAGAAGGAAGUUGUGGCGGCGGCAGAGCUACCACCGCAAAAACAUCGAUUGCCACUUUCCAAUCUAGACUUGCUUCUCCCUCCAACUGAAGUGAGUGUUUUCUUUUGUUACAAAGGUAAUAAUAACCAUAUGAGUUUUGGGUCCAUGGUCAGUGUUCUCAAGAAUGCCCUGGUUCAAGUUUUGGUCUUCUACUACGCCUUCGCCGGUGAGGUUGUGGCGAACUUUGCAGGAGAGCCUGAGAUCCUAUGCAACAAUCGGGGCGUGGACUUCUUUGAGGGUUUUGCAGAUAUUGAUCUUAAAGAUCUCAACUUGUAUAAUCCUGACCACAGCAUUGAAGGUAAACUCGUGCCCAAGAAGAAGGAUGGUGUACUUGCUGUCCAGGCAAUGAAACUCAAAUGCGGCAGUGUAGUGGUGGCUUGCACAUUUGAUCAUCGCGUAGCAGACUUCUACUCGGCCAAUAUGUUUCUGGUGUCAUGGGCAAAGAUGGCUCAAUCCGGAGAAUUUUUUCUGCUGCCAUCUUUUAAACGAUCUGUGUUAAACCCUAGACGUCCUGCUUGCUUUGAUCCUUCACUCGCCAACAUGUACGUACCCAUCUCCAAGCUGAACCUUAAAGAGCCUCAGCUCGAUUUCCAUCAUCUUAUAAGUCGCAUAUACUACAUUAAAGCUGAUCAGCUUGAUAAACUACAAUCACUUGCAAGCUCCAAUGGCUGCAAGAAGACCAAACUUGUAUCUUUCAGUGCAUUCCUGUGGCAAUUGAUUGCCAAAUCUGCCAAAAAGAAUGACUCCACGGGAAUGGUAAAGAUUUCAAAAAUGGGAAUUGUGGUGGAUGGAAGAACAAGGUUAACUGAUAAAGCAACAAUGGCUGCCUACUUUGGAAAUGUUCUGUCCAUUCCCUAUGGAAGCAAGAGAGUUGAUGAGCUAAUCGAAAACCCUUUGAGUUGGAUAGCUGAUGAGGUUCAUGAUUUUGUGAAAAGUGCCGCGGCAAAGGACCAUUUCUUGGGGCUGAUUGAUUUUGUUGAGGUUCACAGGCCAGAGCCAGUCCUGGCUAAGAUGUACAGUAGUGGUAGUGAUGAUGGACCAGCUUUUGUGGUGUCAUCAGGGCAAAGGUUUCCGGUUUCAGGGAUUGAUUUUGGGUGGGGAUCACCUGCAUUUGGGUCGUAUCAUUUUCCUUGGGGUGGCAAAGCCGGAUACGUGAUGCCGAUGCCAAGUCCGGUCAGAAACGGUGACUGGAUUGUGUAUAUGCAUCUGUUGAAAGAGCAAAUGGAGCUGAUAGAGACUGAGGCUACCGAUUUUUUUAAGCCACUCACUUGGGAUUAUCUUAAGCUUCUUUCAACAGAUUAAAUUGUUAUAAUAUAAUUAAUUAUCUCAGUAUAUUAUAACUAUUUAAUGUGACAAGAAGAAAAUAAGGAAGAAAGAAAAUAUUGGAAGGAAAAUGAUUUUUAUAUUUCAUUCCCAUUUUCUCCUCAAUGUUGAAUAUAUGGGGAGGGGGAAGGGGGAGAAAUGUUAAAACAUAAAUAUAUUCAGAUAUUUUCUAGAUUGUCUUAAAA
This is a messenger RNA of Manihot esculenta (cassava), 2113 nucleotides long. RefSeq names its product coniferyl alcohol acyltransferase. The transcript has 3 exons. The record is from RefSeq and is a predicted model, not a curated record. Lineage: Eukaryota; Viridiplantae; Streptophyta; Magnoliopsida; Malpighiales; Euphorbiaceae. The coding region runs from base 522 to 1907 and encodes 461 amino acids. Gene Ontology annotation, molecular function: acyltransferase activity, transferring groups other than amino-acyl groups.